Pocillopora verrucosa is the source of this 1212-nucleotide messenger RNA. RefSeq names its product pseudouridine-5'-phosphatase. The record is from RefSeq and is a predicted model, not a curated record. NCBI's taxonomy places the organism in Eukaryota, Metazoa, Cnidaria, Anthozoa, Scleractinia, Pocilloporidae. Gene Ontology annotation, molecular function: phosphatase activity.
CGCGUGAUUUCCAAUAUGUCGGACGAAGCCAGUUUGAAGUGCACCCAUGUAAUAUUUGACUUGGAUGGAUUGAUGUUAGAUACAGAAUCAAUUUACACCAGAGUGACUCAAGAAAUACUAGACCCUUAUGGCAAGACAUUUGAUUGGUCAGUUAAAUCAAAGAUGAUGGGACGCAGCCCGAUGGGAGCUGCUCAGGUUUUGGUAGAAGAACUUCAGCUGCCACUGACAUCUGAAGAAUUUGUUGAGUUGUCAAAAGAGAAACUCCUGCAGUUAUUUCCAUCAGCUCCUUUGUUACCUGGAGUAGAAAAGCUUGUUCGUCAUCUUCACAAGCACAAAAUCCCCAUUGCAGUUGCUACAGGAUCUAGUGCAUCCCAAUACAAAAUCAAGACAUCGAAUCACAAAGACCUCUUCCAGCUUUUUUCGCAUACUGUGAAAUCUGACGAUCCAGAACUGAAACACUCUAAACCUGCUCCUGAUAUUUUUCAAUUGGCUGCCGCGAGGUUUCACGCCCCUCCCACCUCACCACGUCACGUGCUUGUACUAGAGGACGCACCAAACGGAGUCACAGCUGCACGCGCCGCUGGAAUGAAUGUUGUCAUGGUACCCGAUAAGAGGGUAGAUAGGUCAAAAUGUUUGCAGGCUCAUUUGGUUCUUGACUCACUCGAAGAAUUCGAUCCAACCGCUUGGGGUUUUCCUCCCUUUUGACCGAAAAACAAUUCAUAGACAUAGAUUGUGCGGAUAAGAAUUAUCUUACAUUUAUUAGCUUUUCACGAAAAUUUUGUAAUCAUUCACAUCUGAGAUAGAUUUUCAGUAUAACGUAAAUAUUUAAAUGAGUGGUUCGGACAGGUAUCAGUGUGUCAAAUUAAGAGCGAAUGCAUAUUUAUCCUCUCAAAUAUCAGUAUUGCUAAAUUACAAUGUCUUCAUUUAAAGUGGACACGAACCAAACGAAUCUUUGUAGUAGAACAUUCAUUCGACUACCGAUAGCUCGAGCCUUCAACGGAAAUUGAAAAAGGGUUCGAGUUAUUGGGGCUGAAAACAAAGGACUGGAAAUGAGGGAAAACGGUGUUUACUGUUUUAAUAUUCAUACAGUGUGCAUUUUAAUCGAAGUUUUUUGUAUAGAAGUCGAGUGAAAAUGGAACACCAAAUUAUUGUUGAAAUCAGAAAGUAACGUAAAGUGGCUGCUUCAGAAUAAAUUAAAUGUUUUGAAUCACA